UUUAAUGCUCUUUUCAUUCGCCAACAUAACGUUGUUGUGGCAAUUGGCAAAUUUUAUUUAUUCGCCAUUUUAAUUUGUUUUUAUAGAUAUUUGUUUGUAAUUUAUGCCCAUCUAUUUCGCAAAUUAAGCAAAGAAGAAAAAAAUUAUUUGAUUUUGUGUCGUUUUCUCUGUAAUAAAACUGAAAAAGAAUCAAUCAUACCAUGUUGUGGAAGAAGGAAUCGAGUGAGUCCGGUGAGCGUUUUGUCGAUCUCUUUGAAUCCAUCGACGAGAAAGGUCGUCAGGCCGUUGACCGCUUGAUAUUGGAUGAAAUGAAAGUAUAUGAAACAUGUAAAGGCAAUAUUGUUUCAAACGAAUGGCGUCGGCUAGGGACUGAGUGUUUUCACUCUGAAAAUUGGUUGCAAGCAUUGACUUAUUACAAUCGAAGUUUGCGUCAUGCUGAAGUUGGAUCGGAAAGUGUUGCACUUGCUUAUACAAAUAGAUCGGCAUGUUUUUUUCAAUUAAAAAGGUACAAAGAAGCCAUAACUGACAUUGAACUUGCUUUAGGAAGUGCAAAUCUUCCCGCCAAAUGGAUACCGAUACUUAAAGCACGCAAGAAAAAAUGCCAUCAAAUUCUAUCGAAUUUAAUUCAAUUGAAAAAAAAUGAACCAAAACUUAGCUACAAAUCAAACAAAAAUCACCCGUACAUAGCAAAUGUGCUCAAAAUCCGAUAUACCGACAAAGAUGAUAAUCAUUUGGUUGCAACGCGGGAUAUUCCUGUGGGGAAAACCGUUUUAUUGGAAGAAGAUUACUUAUCAAGCUACAAAUGGGAGCACGCUUGCGAGACGUGCUGGGUUCCUGGAGAAAAAACAAGUCUCAUACCUUGUAACGAAUGCGCACUCGUGACAUUUUGCAGCACCAAAUGUCAGAAGAUGAAUAGAACGCAUAAAUUGGAAUGUGGUUCGGUUUUAAAUGCAGAACAUGCAACUACUAACAGGCUGAUCAUUCAAUCAAUCUUACGGGCCAUCGCAACUUUUCAUAAUAUCAAAAGUCUCAUGGAAUUUGUUGGAAAGAUCUUGCUCGAGGUUUCGAAAAAAUUGCCGGAUUCAACGCUUGAUGAGAAGUCAAUGUAUCACUGUUUCUUCAAAUUGGAACGAGACAAUGUGUUGCAUGAUGAACAAUUGCCCACAAUUUAUCAAUUGUAUAGAUUCAUAAUGAAAAUGCCAAAAGUUAAUGUCAUGUUUGAAACAGAAGAAAAAAGACGCUUUCUCAUGCACUUGGUCGCUCAUCAUUUCAAUAUCGUUAUGGAACAUUCGUAUGACUUGCGACAUGGAAAAGUUCUUCCCCUGUUUACAAGUCGAUUGGGUCAUUCGUGUGCAGCGAACCUCAUGUUAAUUAUUGGAAAUGAUUAUCAAUUCUGUAUAACUUGUCGACCGGUGAAAAAAGGUGAAAUGCUGUGUUAUAGCUACUUGCCCAUAACGAUGCCAAUGGAAAAACGUCAUGCAGCUCUAAAAUUAGGUUUUAAAAUUACAUGCAAAUGCGAUGAUUGUGUCCUACCUACGCUACCAAUCGAUUCAGAAUUGAUCACAUUGGAUACAGAUUACAGAUUCAUUAUGAAAAACUAUACUAGCAACGUGUAUUGUCCCGUUGAGCGCGAAUGCAUCGAGUUUUUGAACAAAUUUGGCCAUCUUUGGAGCAGUGAAAUACGAAGUAUUUACAUUAUUUAUCUUACAACUACUUAUUCUCUCCACAGUGCAAAAUAUUGAUCCAAAUUAGGAUUUUUUUUUAAAUAUUCGUUUUACUUUAACAACAUUUUAUUUAUGUCCAGUUUACAAGAUAUUUCCAAUAAUUGAUACUACAAUUUUUAAGAACGUACUGAAAAUGAAAU
Molecule: messenger RNA, 1864 nt
Organism: Contarinia nasturtii (swede midge)
Lineage: Eukaryota; Metazoa; Arthropoda; Insecta; Diptera; Cecidomyiidae
Product: SET and MYND domain-containing protein DDB_G0273589-like
Exons: 2
Coding region: 201-1742 (513 amino acids)
Molecular function (GO): protein binding
Source: RefSeq, a predicted model, not a curated record